AUGUGGUUGCGUGACGAACUCCAUAUUAUCCCUCGAUCAGCGAUGAGCACAGAAGUUGAAGCUCCAUAUUUGAUCGCGCCUGAACAGGUUGUGCUUCUGGUUCAACACGGUUACGGCAAAGUCAGGGUUCAGAAGGAUCCUCUUCCAUGCACUUCCAAUCAGACUGCCUGCUUGGAGGGCGAGGGCUCUUCUGUGAAUGAGAAAAAGCGAGCUGGAGUGGAUGCUGUUGAAAGGAAAGCGAAGACGUUGGAGCGGAGUACACAAGGACUAGGAUGUUGCGCUGAAAAGGGGAAGGUGGUUGCGGAGGGAGAUGGGGUCAGCGAUGAAGCAACAAAAGCCUCAAAUAAAGGAAAGGAUUCGAAGCAAGGGAAAACUGAGGAACCAGAAGUGAUACUUCUCAGAAAGAUGGACCCCGACGAAAAUAUCUACCGAUGGCUUGACGAGUUCGAGGUGCCAGUGCCGUGCACUCGCGAAUUCCGCGCUAGACAACUCGUCUACUACGAUCUCUGGAGUAGAGGCUACUAUUUAACAAGUGGCGAGCAGUUUGGUACUGCAUGGUUAGUCUACGAA
Messenger RNA from Ostertagia ostertagi, 570 nucleotides. NCBI's taxonomy places the organism in Eukaryota, Metazoa, Nematoda, Chromadorea, Rhabditida, Trichostrongylidae. The record is from the annotation of a GenBank genome assembly.